UAGGGGAGCUGUACUAAUGGCGGAGAACGUACGGUCGCCUUUUGAGUACCGGGAGCCACCGACCCUCGACAGCGACGGGGAUGGGAGCAAGCCGCCGCCGCCCCGGGGGAGGGUGUGUGUCAGGAAAAGGAAGGGUACCCCUGUGAAGGUGUGUGACCGGGCCUACGUGACAGAGGAUGAAGAGGAGGAGGAAGAGGAGAGUAUGUCUGAACACAGCUACAGUCCAGGUGAUGGACAGUACCCAGACGGAGCGGAGGACAGACUGCCUCCAACCGGAAGCCCAUACUACCUCGCCGACCCCUCCCAGCUCUGUGUGUCGGAGCUGGGCGAGGAGGGAGCGAGUGGGGUCCGGGGGCCAGUGCUCUUCCACCCCCCGCCCAACUGUAGGAUCCGAGAGGUGCACUGCGGGAGUCAGGUGCGGCUGGUCGUCAUAGCGAUUCGCGACAUUGCCAAAGGGGAGGAGAUCACAGUGGACUACAGCCUGAUGGACUGGGGAGAGAAUGCCAUGGAUGAAGAGCCUGGCCCCCACCCGCUGUCUCUCUCCGACUACCUCACCCCCUCCUGGUCCCUCUCCCCCUCCUCCUCCCCGCUAACCCACACUGAGCCCAGCGAUUCGGACCGAGAGGAAGAGGAGGAAGACGACGAUGACGACGAAGAAGAAGAGAUGGAGGAGUUGAGGGGCCGCAUGCUCCGCCGCCGAAAGAAGCGCAAAAUAGCCACCCCCGUCCCCACCAAGAAGAAGAGUGUCGCCAACCCCAGGGCCGGACCCGGGCGCCCCUGCUCAUCCUCCUUCUCCCGGCUGGCUGCCUCCUCGACCUCGACCCCGGCCCAGACCCCGUCUCAGCCCGCCACCCCGCUGGCGCCCCCCACCACCAACAUCAACAACAACAUCAACAUAAACAUCGGCAGCUCCAGCGGGGCCACGGUCAGCCGGCGGCAGCACUGCCCCUACUGCGGCCGCCACUACCGCUCUCUGGCACGCCACCUGGAGAAACACCAUGCCAACCAGCCAGAGGUCAGGGCUGCCAUGGAGCUAUCCGCACUCCACACACACCCUUCCUCCUCUACCUCCUCCUCGCACGGCCACAUCUUCGCCUCCCCCCAGCCCUCCUCUUCCUCUGCUCCCGCCCCUCCCCCUCUUUUCUCCAGGGAGAGAGAGAGGGAUGCGGUGGCCGCUCGAAGUUCCUCGGGGGCGGUCUCCUUUUCACUCUCACUCUCCCCACCCUCGGAUUCUCAGUCGGCCGCGGCCAAAAAAGCCUCCAACUUAUCGGUUCAGACGCCCAAGCCAGGCUCCGCCCCUGCAGUGGCACCGGUGAAAAGUCCUCCCACAUCAACGCCACCCAGGAGGGGCCGCAAGCCGAAGAGAGAGAAGGAGGAGCAGCAGAAAGCGGGGGAGUCCAUCGGGAGCAAAGAGGAAGAGAUGCCUCCACCUCCUACCCCCAAGCCGGAGGAAGAAGAGCUGGAUGAGGAGCUGAGUGGAGCGGGGACAGUAGAGAGUCCUGGGGACUGGAGUACACCGAUGGCUAGCUCCCACAGACACCACAUGCCCCCUCUCCUCUCUUCCCUCUCCUGCCUGGUGCUCUACCUGAGCCGGCAGCAGCACUCUUCCUUCUUGUCUCUCACUCGCUCCCCCAGUUCGGCUGAGGCCUGGCGCCUCCUCUGCCAUUCCAGCCUGGCGCUGCUCAUCCUCUACAACCGCCACCGAGAGUGUGAGGUGGCCAAGCUCACCACCCAGGACUACCACAACCGCACCCCCCCCCCAAGCCCCACCCUGACCCAGGCUAACUCAGCCAACACCCCCCCCACAGGCAUGGAGGCCAUCCUCUCCCCCUUCGAGCAUCAGGUCCUCUGCCACCUCCCCCGGGCAGGUGUGCUGGGCAAGCGGGGGCGCAUCCAGCCCCUCAUCCUGCCCCCGCACUGCGAGUCCUGCCUGGACCUUCUCCUUCAGACCUCCUCCAACGUGGGCGUCGACCCCCACAGCCCCUACGUCUUCUCCCGGCCCUUCCACUCGCCCGCAACGCCGCUCCGGGGCACCGACCUACUGCGCAACCUGGCACGGGCCAGCGGCGCCAAGAACCCCAGGGCGUUGACCCAGACACGGGCGCGCCAGCAGGUGGCCAUUCUCACCCAGCUACUGCUCCUGGAGGAAGGCGAGGGGCAGGGCCAGCCGGGCGGGGCUGCCGCCAAGCGCCUGGAAGACUUCCUGCAGAGGGAGUACCACGUGACCCAGAGCUGUGCCACGAUAGGCCGAGACCCGGCGCUGAUGGGCCGUGUGGGCAGGGUGGUGAUCUAUGGGGAAAAGGAGGGGGUCCUCUUCAGAGGGAUGAGUCUGCAGCACAUCUGUCUGGAGCUGGAUGUGAUGUCAGGAAACUCUGCAGACUCCUUCUCAGACAACUCGGAUGUGGAGGCAGAGAAGGUGAAGGAGAAGGUUAAAGAGAAGGUUAAGGAGAAGGUUAAGGAGAAGGUGGAGGAGAAGGUGGAGGAGGUGAAGAAGCAACCAGGUCAACCCCCCAGCAAGAAUAAAGCCCCCGCUCCCUCCUCGGUCAACCCCUCGCUCCCUGCUGCCCACAAGAGGAGGAUCAUUCAGCCCAAGUCAGGGAAGCGUGGGGUGCUGAAACGGCCCUGGUCGGAGGCGGAGCGCAUCGCCGUGGAGACGCACCUGAAGAGGAACAUCAUGGAGCAGCGCGUGCCAGCCAAGGCGGACUGCGAGCGCUGUCUGCAGCUCUGUCCCCUGCUGGUCAGCAACCAGCGUGACUGGAGAGCCAUUAAGUUCUACUGCCACAACCGUAUCCAGCUACUGAAGAAGCAGGGCAGGAGGGAGAGGGCAGGGCACUCUGUUAGAUAGAGAUGGGAGAGAGCGAGAGAUCUGACUCCUACCAUCUGGAGUGACCCUAUUCUAGUCCUGGAGAAGUGCAGUCUGCUUGUUUUUCGACCGAAUUUACCUGACCUCUGACCUGACCUUAGAGGUCGUUCCUGGGACUUAGGUGUACAGUAUCAGUCCUAGCCCUGUAGCCCAGUAAUGCAGUGUUGUCUUCAUCAAGAGUCAAGGAGAGAAUUAACUGGGAUUAGUUGAAAUGUCUCCUCUGACCAGGGGACAUAUCCACAUAGUGUCUCAAAAGGGUCUAGGAAUCCUGUUAAAACCGUUUUUUUAAGACUAAAAAAACUCCCAGCCCACAGUAGGUUUUAGGAUGUUAAGACACUGACCAGACAAACUCUGAGCCAGGAGUAACAUCAACUCCUAAAAAGUUUAUCUCAGCUGGUCAUCACGACAGUUUGAGGUACCGAUGGUGAUGACACUCAUCGUUGUAAAUUAUGGGAAAUAACCAAUCACGAAGAGGCAUGGCCAGCUGUGAACUGUAUAGCACGUUUCAGACACCCAGAUGAAUGUGACUGUACAUCAAAUGUAAAACACUUGAUAUAAUUCGUCUGACACAAUCACUUUGUCUACUCCUAAUUAUUGCCUAAUAUGUUGGCAUGCAUAACCUUCUUUUUUUUUUACCAAUUGUGAUGUUUGUUAAAAGCGUACGUUUUAUAAUAUUGUCGCUAACACUCUGAACUCCUAGAUAACGACUCUAAAUGUAUUUUGUACAGUACUGUAGGCAUCAAGUCUCUUACUGAUAAUGUUGCAUAAAAAGUUGUAUCAUUUUCAUCACCCAAUCAAAGUUAACAUAGGCCCUAAAUACCGUCAGUGGCCCAAUAUUAGUUAGGCAUAUUAUUUAACAAUGUUGCAGGCCUUUUUUUAAAUGACCAAGACACCUGCUGGUAACUCUUAACUGGUGAGGUCAGCUCAUGAGGUCUCCUAAAUAUAUCUGUCAACUAGGUUAGGACCCUUAUGACUAAAUAGGUUUAAUGUCUAGCUUUUAUUUUUACCCGUAAGGGUAGGAGUAAAAUGUCUCUAUUCUCAGCACUUACGACACAUUUUCUACUCUGAGACGCUUUGUGGAUACGGACCCUGGAUACGGACCCUGGAUUAUGGAACAAUGGUCCUAGAAGUUACUGGAGAAUCACGAGUUUUAAAACCCUUUAUUUCAAUCUGUUGGGAAAUGACUGAGAAAGGGAGGGAGUUCAGAGGAGUGGAGCCACCUCCACUGAAGGCUGAAGACUAAAUGUGAGUAUUAGGUUGUCUUUACAAAGAUGGAGGAAGAAACAUAUGGUUUGAACCAAUAAGAUCCCCCCUAGAAUGAGCAUACAUGUCAUACGGGAUGAGCUGUUUGAUAUGGAUAACUGACUGGCGUGAACUCUAACCAUUACUAUCACGGCCAGCUGUGUUUUUAACGGUAUCGAUCAAAGUAUUGGACCAUGAUGCACCAGUGAACUCGUUCACACACAACUCUGUACCACGGUUUCAGUUAAACUGAUAUGAAACAAGGCACGCAUACUUUAAAUUGUUUAUCAUGUCUGUUUUUUAAAAUAUUUUGUAGUCAUUUUACUCGACACUAUAAUACGGUCUUGUUAGUAACAAAUGUAAAUACGUGCUAAUCAAGAAUGAAAUUUGACGUAGUAGUGGUUAUAAAGUUGGUCGUAUUGUGCUAAGGUGUACAUAUUGUAAAUACCACAUUUUGAAGUGUUUUCUGAACCACAAAUUGUAACGUGAUAUUUUGCACUAUGGUAACAGAAAAGGUUAUCUACAGUACUGCAAAACAAAAUAAAAUAAAUCUGAAUAGUCAAAUGAAAAAGAACAUGUCAGAACAAUAUUCCAAAUGUGUUUU
This is a messenger RNA of Salvelinus namaycush (lake trout), 4709 nucleotides long. RefSeq lists its product as uncharacterized. Lineage: Eukaryota; Metazoa; Chordata; Actinopteri; Salmoniformes; Salmonidae. Bases 17 to 2845 code for a protein of 942 amino acids. The record is from RefSeq and is a predicted model, not a curated record. The transcript is spliced from 8 exons. Gene Ontology annotation, molecular function: protein binding.